AUGCGGACGGACGGGGUGCCGGACCCGUGCUCGCUGCUGGACCUCCCUCAGGGCGUCCUCCAGGACAUCGCCGAACGCCUGGAGCGCCCCGAGCGCAUCGCCUUCGCGAGCUGCGCCCGUCAGUGCAUGCCUCACGUGCUCGCAGCGCCGCUUGCCUGUCUGCGCAUCCCGCAAUCGGGCACCAGCCUCCUGGACGACGAGCGGCUCCGGGCGGCGUGCAAGGGCGCUGUCGUGAGCGUCCUUGACGUCGGCGUCGAUAUCGAUCAUCUUGACGCCCUACACCGUGCGGCGGCGGAGGGACAACGCGAUGCCGCGGCGGUGAUGCAGUUCCUGAUCCUCCAGGACGCGAUCCGGCGGCUCAAACUCGCGUGCAACGACGUCACGGUCGUCCCAGAAGGGCUCUCACAUCUCCAGUGGCUCGACCUGACGCAGUGCCGCCUGUCUCCCAUCGGCUUCCUCCCGCCGAGCAGCCUGGCGGAUCUUCGCGUGUUGAAACUCAACCGAACGCCGAUCACCGCGCUUCCGGAGGGCCUCGUCUCCCUGGAGCGCCUCGAGAUCUCUACGUGCAUCGACCUCCACUUCCCGCUCCCGGAGUCGAGCACGCGGCGGCUGCGCUCGCUCGAAACGAUGGGUAAUAGCAUCACCAUGGUCGCCACGUCGGCACCGGCGCUAACGGAGCUCGACGUGUCGAACAUGUCGUGCUACGCAGAUGGUCCCGACGCGUGGAUUCCCGACGACGCGCGCGGCACCCUGCGCGUCCUGCGGAUGCUCGGCACCAACGGCGUUGCGCGGGUCCCCGGGGGGCUGAGAUCUCUCGAGUGCUUGACCCUGGACAUGGAUGCCCACGUGGCGCCGCUGGACCCGGACGGGUGGCUGCUGGCAUCGAGCGUAAAGAACCUCCGCGUCCUUCGCGUCAGCGGCACCGGGAUCGUCCGAAUGCCGCCCGACAUGCACCGCUUGGAGGUGUUGGAGGCCACCUACUGCACGAGACUCGAGGAGUCGUGGCUGCCCUCGACCUCGCGCCAACGCAUCCGCGAACUGAAUAUGACUGGCGCGAAGGUGUCGCAGGUGCCCGCAGGGCUUGAGAGCCUCGAAAGCCUCGACGUUUCCCGCUGCAGCCACUUCCAGGCGACUCGGGAGGUGUGGCUGCCUGAGAGCACGGGAUGGUGCCUGACAAAGCUGUGCAUGUGCUCGUCGAGCAUCAAGUCGGUCCCAGACCACCUGCGCGAGCUGCGGCUGCUGAACGCGUCCAUGUGCAAAUGCCUCCACGGGAGCUGGCUUCCGCCGCAAGUCGGACGCCAGCUCCGAGUGUUGCAGCUGAGCCAGACGCACGUCAGGCGGCUGCCAGGCGGGCUGGAAGCCCUCGAGGUGCUCGACGUGUCGCACUGCAGGCAUCUCGACCACACGUGGCUCCCACACGACAGCAGUAGGCGCCUCAUGGUGCUCGAGGCGCACACGACCAACCUCUCGAGACUGCCUGACGACCUGGAACACCUCGAGCAGCUCGAUCUGUCGUGGUGCGAGCUGGCGGAGAACUGGCUGCCGCCGGGCAGCCGCGGGAUGGUCGCGUCGCUGCGCGUGGCGGGCACAUGCGUCGAGCGCGUGCCCCCGGGGCUCGCCAACCUCGCCAGGCUCGACGUGUGCCACUGCAACAAGCUCGAACCUGGGGCCUGGCUCCCACCGUCCAGCGCGGAGCGGCUGCAGAAGGUGUACGCGCACGCCACACCACUCGCGGAGGCGGACGCGCCGGCUCACGUGCAGGUCGUCCGCCAAGACGCCCAGGGGAUUUCGCGGCUGUAG
Messenger RNA from Pedinophyceae sp. YPF-701, 1800 nucleotides. NCBI's taxonomy places the organism in Eukaryota, Viridiplantae, Chlorophyta, Pedinophyceae. The record is from the annotation of a GenBank genome assembly.